Didymodactylos carnosus is the source of this 1317-nucleotide messenger RNA. NCBI's taxonomy places the organism in Eukaryota, Metazoa, Rotifera, Eurotatoria, Philodinida, Philodinidae. The record is from the annotation of a GenBank genome assembly.
AUGAGUACAAUGAUGUGGCUAGCACGAUCGUUAUUCCUCUUUUAUUUGUUACCUGCUAUUAGUGCAGUAUCAUUUACAGAAGAAGACCCGCAUUUGAAAAUCAAGUUAAUGGAUAUCAAAUUGUCUGAGUGGAAGCCUUCUUAUGCAGACCGACUCGAACAAGCGCUUGAUAGUGAAUUAGCAUAUAUCAAUGACAAAAAAGGCGUUGACUGCAAGGCAAUCGAUUUAUCAUCUAGUGAUUUUGAAGAGAAACAUGAGGCAGCCGUACAAGAUGGAAGAUUUUUAACUAUUAGCCUGCUUGGUAAAUGCACGGAACCUUCGGGAAAAGUUCAUCCAGUUGAAAAAGCGAUCAUGAUAGAAGCGAUAAUACGCCAUACAGACGCCAUCAGACAAAUUACCGGUGCAACAUUAAUUAAAAUCGACGAUAUUCAAAUUUAUAAACGAGACAGAAAUUUCCUUAAUUUAAUUAUUAUACCGAGCGCAUGUGGUUUUAUCCUUCUAUUGGGUAUACUCACAUUUGGGCUUAGGUUUAUAAGAGAAAGACAAAAACGUCGACAUAUCGUGAGUGAGUUGAAGAAACGUGGUCCUUCGAAAGCACGUGCAGCAAAUAAAAAUGAGCCGAAUUCUGAUGAAAAACAAAGUCUUCUUCCACGAGAACCCAUCGCUGGAAAAGAAAGUGAUAAAAUCGGUUCAUCCAAACAAAUCACGCAUGAAAGAGAUGAUUCUCGUGCAGGUCGAUCUUCUCGACCGGAUACGAGCGCCAAUAAUCGUCGACCCAUUCAAGAUCCUCCUCACAUAAGUAAUGUUUCUAACGAUCCUACUGCCGGUGGUAAUUAUCGUCCAGAUUUUGAUGAACGAAUGUCACGUCCAAACAGAGACGAACGAGUACCAUAUCGUGAUACAAUGGAUGGUCGUUCAUCACGACAAGAUCCACAGUUCAUAAGAUCAAGUCAAGAACGAAUACAAACUCCUUACGAUAACCGUACGCGUCGAUUUUCUCCAAAUCGUGAUGAACUACACAUGACAGAAAGAGAUCAUAUGCAUCGAUCAAUGCCUCCACCCUCCUACCUGGACGCAAAUCCUCCACGUGUUGUUGUUCGAUCUGUACCUGCUGAUGCUGACUUUGUUCCGUAUUAUCGCCAACAACAAUACCAUCAACAUCCAGAUGAAUCAAUGUUUAUACCCAUUCCGGUUCAAAUUGAGCGUGGCGGCGUUCAUGCACGUUUUCCAACAUAUGACAAUCGAAUGCAACCGUCUGGAUCUCCUCAUUACGAUCGUCAACAAACUCAACCUUACUAUAGACAUAUCAAUACUUAA